AUGUCGUUUUACAUUGGUCGCGAGGCUUCAAAGCUAUGGAAGAGAAUUUGUGCAGAGACAACUACAGAGAUCAACCUCCUUGCUGAGAAUUGGAAGUACCUUCUCGCUGGUCUUGUUUUUCAGUAUAUACAUGGUUUGGCUGCCCGAGGAGUUCAUUAUUUACAUAGGCCUGCCCCUACUCUACAAGAUGUUGGAUUCUUCCUUCUUCCGGAGCUUGGGCAAGACAAAGCUUACAUAAGUGAAACAUUGUUUUCCAUUAUCUUUUUAUCCUUUUUCUUGUGGACAUUCCAUCCUUUCAUAUUCAAGAGCAGAAAGAUCUACACAGUUGUAAUAUGGUGCAGGGUUUUAGCAUUCUUAGUUGCUUCUCAAGUUCUUCGCAUAAUCACAUUUUAUUCCACACAACUUCCUGGUCCAAACUACCACUGCCGUGAGGGGUCUAAACUUGCCACAUUACCUCGUCCAGAUAGUGUCUUGGAAGUGCUCUUGAUUAAUUUUCCGCGUGGUGUGGUCUAUGGAUGUGGUGAUUUGAUAUUCUCAUCGCACAUGAUCUUUACUCUUGUUUUUGUGCUCACCUAUCAGAAAUAUGGCACUCGAAGGUCGAUAAAGCAGUUUGCAUGGUUGCUUGCCGUGGUUCAGAGUCUUUUGAUAGUAGCAUCACGCAAGCAUUACACUGUUGAUGUAGUUGUUGCCUGGUACACUGUUAAUUUGGUGGUAUUUUUCAUUGACAAGAAAUUGCCAGAAUUACCAGACAGGUCAAUUGCAGCUGCAACCUUGCUACCGAUGAGCAUCAAAGACAAAAAUGACAGGACUAAAGAGGAGAAUCACAAGCUAUUAAAUGGGAAUUCUGGAGACCCUGCAGAUUGGAGGCAGAGAACUCAAGUGAAUGGCAAGAUCAUGGAAGAUGGUAAAACACUUCUUGCAGACUCUGCCAUGAAUGGUGCAUAG
Molecule: messenger RNA, 945 nt
Organism: Sphenostylis stenocarpa
Lineage: Eukaryota; Viridiplantae; Streptophyta; Magnoliopsida; Fabales; Fabaceae
Source: the annotation of a GenBank genome assembly